AUAUAAAUUUUUUGUGUAAAAGAAAAAAAUAGGAGAAAAAAGAAAAUAUUGAUAGAUUUGUUAAUUAAUGAUAAUAAUCACUUGGAGAUUUAAAUUAAAAACUAUUGACAUAUCUUCAAUUUUCGUGGUUUGUUUAAUCCUAUGAAAUGUGACUUUGUUUAUUAUUUCUUUUUGUGGUGUUAUUGACGAGGAAAGUGUAUUGGUUUUAAAAAAUUAUUUUCUAUAAAAAAAGUUUAUUAAAAUUUUUGCAAUAUCAAAGUUGAGGCAAAGUGUAUACAGUCUUAUCGUUUCUUUAAAAACUCGUUUAUAGUUGCAACGAUGCAAUCGAUGAUUACAUUACAACUCUGAAUACAAGGGAGUUUUUUUUUCUUUUUUUUUUUUUUGUUAACGAGAAAUCUACAAUGGAUACGACAAGAGAAGUGGCGCAUUUCAAUCGAAGUCUGAGACUCAAGGACCACAAAUGCGGGACAAUUUCGAGAAACAGAAAAGAGGUCAUCUUUGGAAAAUCUCGUGCAAAAAUAAAUUUUAUUGACACGUAGUGAAUCCAGUGUGAUAGUGGAAAGAAAAAUAUGCCGGGGAUCGUGGUCUUCCAACGACGAUGGAGCGUCGGAAGCGACGAUCUCGUGGUGCCUGGCGGCUUUUUAUUCAUUCUACAUUUUGUUUGGAUGAUAGCUCUUGGAUUGAUAUUGGGAAUACUUGAGUGGGAUCGUGGCGUUUAUUGCAUCCUUCUUCUCUGGGACUAUAUCCUUGGCUAUUUGACAAUAUUCAUAUUAACGAUGUCUGUUGAGUUUUCUAUUUGUUUGUUGGCGACGAGAGGAAGCAUUUUGGACACCAAUGCAAGAGCUGCAAUGCCCUAUCUUCUUUAUAUACGACUGUUUUUAUUAUUAGUGGAGACAGGAUGGCUGUGCGCUGGUGUAACGUGGUUAGCAUAUUUCUAUCAAUCUUGUCCCGUAGAUCAGACAAAAAAAGAAAUUAUGUUAGCGUUGAUUAUUUCGAACUGGUGUAUUCAAGCGUCAGUUGUGGUGACUGUGUGGUGUACAUAUGAUACUGCAGGCAGGUCCUGGGUGAAAAUGAAGAAAUAUCAACGUAGUUUACGAGAAGCGGAAUCUCGGGGAGAUAGAAUGCACUAUAAACGUAGCGGCAGCAGAAAUAGGAAUUGGCGACAACGAAAAGUCAUUCGUGCCUAUCAAGAUAGUUGGGACAAUAGAUGUAGAAUAUUAUUCUGCUGCAUGGGAAAUUCGGAUAGAAAUAGAAAUUCCUUUGCGGAUAUUGCGAAGCUAUUGAGCGAUUUCUUCAGGGAUUUAGACGUAGUUCCGUCGGACGUCGUGGCGGGUUUAGUGUUAUUACGAAGAUUUCAGAAAAUCGAACGGGAGCUGAUUGUGAAGCAGGGAAAGAACGAUAUCUAUGAGUUCCUAUCAGGAGUGCCAAUCACUCCUCGUACCAAGUUCCUGCAUUUGACCGAGGAUGAAGAUUUAAAAUACUUUCUGCCAGCUGUUCAUUAUAUGCAUUUUGCGCUAGCUGCUUAUGGCUGGCCACUUUUUCUCGUUUCCCAAUCGAGUGGCCUUUGCCAAUUGUGUACAAGAUUAAGAUGCUGCUGCUUCUCAUGCAAAGGAGAGGAAGAUGAAACUAUAGUCGUUGAGGAUAACUGCUGCCAAUGCAAUUACGCUGUACUAAGAAGAUUGGUGGAAAUCGGACAAGUCGAGGUCGUUUAUGCCACUUUCCACGUGGACGUUGGCGAGACUCCAUUUUUCGUUGCGCUUGAUUACAGCAAUAAAAAGGUGGUUGUUAGUAUUCGCGGGACCCUUAGUUUAAAAGACGUGAUGACAGAUUUAAAUGCAGAGGGUGAAGUAUUACCAUUAUCGCCGCCUAGAGAAGACUGGUUAGCUCAUAAAGGGAUGGUUCAAGCCGCUGAGUAUAUACGAAAAAAACUCCACGAGGAGGGAAUAAUUGACAAAGCAUUCGCAAAAGAUCCAGAGAAGGGUACUCAUCAGUUCGGACUCGUUUUAGUCGGACAUUCAUUGGGAGCGGGAACAGCGGCAAUAUUAGCAAUUUUACUUCGACAAGAGUAUCCAGAUUUGGUGUGCUUUUCGUUUGCACCACCUGGUGGAUUGUUGAGUAUGCCUGCUCAACAAUACUCACAGGAAUUCAUUACGUCCGUAGUUGUUGGAAAAGACGUUAUACCAAGGAUAGGAUUGAGACAAAUGGAGAGCCUGAGGGCGGACCUCAUCAACGCUAUCAAGAGAAGCGUGGAUCCCAAGUGGAAAACGAUAUCGUGUUCUGUGAUGUGUUGCGGAUGUGGUUCGAUCCCAACAUCAGCGGCUAAUUUAGAAGCAGGCGGAUGUAUCAGCGAAUAUCAAAGAGAUAAGGAUAUGGCUAGAUCGCAAACAGUAGUCUCUGGUGACUCCAGCGUAGCAUUAACGCUUCAUCGACCUCUUUAUCCACCAGGGAAAAUCAUUCAUGUCGUACGAAGGCAUCCCAACAAAAAUGAGCAAAUAAAUCAAUCACGUUGGAGAAAAGUGUUGAGGAAACACGAACCAGAAUAUAUGGCGCUUUGGGCGGGACCUUGUGACUUUGACGAAGUGCUCAUUAGUCCUGUGAUGAUUCAAGAUCAUAUGCCUGACAAUAUGCUGAAGGCACUUCGUAAGGUUGUAACGAGGACGAGUGCAGCGAAGCCUCAACGUCAAUCCUCGUUGGUGAAUGUUUUGAAUGCCCGAGAAGCCUUAGAUAUUCAGGAAAUUGAGAUUGAACAAGAAAUGAGAGCUUUACUUUCAACAUCGAGUCCUGUCAAGUGUCCACUGACUGCUGGGACACCGCCUCACAAACUAUGUCUGGAAACUAGCUUUACAUCGCUUCAAAGUCCCAACGAAUUCCCUCAAGCCGGUCGGGAGCUCAGUCUCGAUUCCACGGGUCUUCCUUGGGAAUUUAUUAGCUUGGCCAGCGAACUUUUACACACUCCCAGGCCCAACGAGAGCAAACUGUCAAAUCGUCUGGGAGACUGGGAUAAUUUACCUCGAAUGGCUCCUUUGGCGACGCCUGAAACUCUGUCCGAGGCAUCAAGUUAUCCUCCAUCGCCAAUUCCACCCCCGAGACCAAUGAGACGAACUCCAAAAAUUUCCGAUAAUUUAUCAACAGCUGCUGACGAUUUAAAAAAUAAUCUUCAUUUUGCAAUGCUCUCGGCGAAAAAUUAUUUUCUUCGUGAGGAAGUUAUGGGCAGCAAUAGCAGUAGCGGUAACAGUGAGGCAAGCUAUGAGAGUCCAAAAAAUUUAGAAACUGUACUUCCACCUCCUGUGCCAAGAAGAGGCGAUUCUGUGAUAGCGAGGAGGGAACUUCGAGUAUGUACAGCUGCCUGUUAUUGCAGGGAUGAUCUUUCAGAAAAUUCUUCAACCCACACGUCCUCGCAAUCUUCAGGAAAUUCUCAUAUAUCCCAUCGUGUGCAAAUUGAUUUUAUGGAAGGAAAUGAAACCAGCGGCACUAAUGUUGAUUAUUUUGGAACAAAGGAAGUAACAAAAAUGGAAAGCAAUAAUGAAGUCUUCCUGAGUGUGAAAACCUCUUCUGAUUGUAAAAGCUUAAUGGCUCCAGCAACUGAUUUAGGCGCUGAAUGGAAGAGAAAACUUGAUUCUGGAGCUAUUGGCAGUGAUGCAUCACUACCUCUUUUACGUGGUUUAUCACCAACUCCUUCGACGAAUUCACCAUUUUUCAAUGCGAAGAGAAAAAAAUACGUAUAUCCAAUUACUCUAGUUGGACGAGGGGAAAGUAGCGUUUAAAAAAAAAAAAAUUCAAAAAAAAAAACGGGACCAUGGGUUAUCUAAAAAAAAAAUUUCGUUUUUCUUCCCCUUUAAAAAAAUAAAAACGUCUAUUAAAAUAAAAAUUCUAAAAAAUUAACACGUUUUUUAACAUAAAAUUAAAAAUCGAAUACUAAAAUUCAUUCCAUUGGAUAAAAUCAGAAAAAAUGGAACUAAGGUAUAAAUUUUUCAUUAAUUACAAAUCUAGUCAAGAUUCAUUAUUAUGAACAAAAAAAGUAAUAGAAAUAAAAAAGAAAAUUUAAAAAAAAUUCUAUUAUCUGCAAAAAAAGUCCAAAUUCGGUAAUUUAAAAAAUAGUUUAUCAAAAUAAACUAAAAAAAAAAAUUUCUAAAAUAUUGUUUAUCGAAACAUCGAAAUAAGAAACAUAAAAUGUAAAAAGAAAUUUGAAUUUACUUUUUGUCAUAUAAUUAAUUUAUUCGUAAAUAAAUUAAAAUUAAAAUUAAAUUAAUUAAAAUUAAAACUAAUUGUGAUGAUAGAUUUCAUUUGAUAAAGACUGUAAAAUACUUCCAAAUGAAAAUUUUCGUUUAAAAAAAAAAACUUUCUAUUAUUAUUAAUCUUGUAAAUGGUGUCAUUAUAUCAAAUGUAAAAUAAAGGUACAUUUAAGUAGAUCGAAUUUAGUUUAAAAAAAAAAAUGUAAGAAGUGUCCAUGUAAUUUUACAAUAGUAGAAAUUUUACAGUUCCAUUGAAAAAUCUUCUAUAAAAUAAAUUACAUUUUCCAUUGUUCAAAGUUUUUGAUAACUUAUAAAAAAUAUUUUGUAAUUCUAUAUGGUUUUUUUUUUUUUUUUUUUUGACAAUCGAGAGAAAAGAAGGAAAAUUAUUCUAUAAUUAUAAAAAUUGUAUAAAAAAAAAUCUACCACGACAAAAAUAUUUCUGAGUAGAUAAUUUAAUUUUUCAAUUAUAAAACAAUCUAAUAAACGUAUUUGUAUGAUAUUAAAGAAAAAUAGUAAUAAAAAAUUUUUUUCAAUUACUCAGAAAUUUUUCUUCUUGGUAGUAAAAUAGCUAUUUAAUUUUAAGUCUAGUCAAAAUGAUGUAAGGAAAAUAUAUAAAAUAAUAAAAAUUAUAUAAAUGCUAAA
Leptopilina boulardi is the source of this 4874-nucleotide messenger RNA. It is a transcript of the gene inaE, whose product is annotated as diacylglycerol lipase-alpha. The record is from RefSeq and is a predicted model, not a curated record. Gene Ontology annotation, cellular component: dendrite membrane; postsynaptic membrane. The transcript is spliced from 17 exons. Gene Ontology annotation, biological process: lipid metabolic process. NCBI's taxonomy places the organism in Eukaryota, Metazoa, Arthropoda, Insecta, Hymenoptera, Figitidae. Bases 570 to 3764 code for a protein of 1064 amino acids.